UUCUUGUUAAAAACAGCCAAGCGAUCCCCGAAACGGCCGGACAGUCGUUGCGUCGUUGAAGCAGCCUCCUCAACGAGCCGUCAGACGAUCGAAGCGAGAGGUUCCGCAGCCGUCCGGGACCUCGAAAUAUCGUUAAAAUAAGGAGUCUUGAAGGAAGUCUUGGAUUUGCAUGAAUAGCCGUCUCAUGCAAGUUUCAAGCUUUACCCUCAAGAACUUAGAAUACGCUUGAGCAGCUGUUUUUAGAUUGCAUAUAGAAUCAUAGAGCUAAAGCCGUCAGAUAAGCUAAUAUAACUCAAGAUGGAGGGAAACAUCGUUGUGAAGGAAGUGCGGAUCCUGGAGACUGCUGAUGACAUCCAGGAUCGGCGAGAUCAAGUGCUUUCUCGGUACUCUCAGUUCCGCUCAGAUGCUCGCCUGAAGAGGGAAAAGCUUGAGGAUUCUCGCAAGUUCCAGUACUUCAAACGUGAUGCUGAUGAACUGGAAUCAUGGAUCCACGAGAAACUCCAGGCUGCUUCUGAUGAGAGCUACAAGGAUCCCACCAACCUUCAGGCUAAGAUCCAGAAGCACCAGGCCUUUGAGGCCGAGGUGGCUGCCCACUCCAAUGCCAUUGUGGUCUUGGACAACACUGGCUCAGAGAUGAUCAGUCAACAGCACUUUGCCUCGGAUGUCAUUAGGCAGAAGCUUGAUGAGUUACACCGUCUGUGGGAGCUGCUCCUGAGGCGUCUAGCCGACAAGGGCAUGAGGCUCCAACAGGCCCUGGUACUGGUGCAAUUCCAGCGGCAGUGUGACGAAGUCAUGUACUGGAUCAAUGAUAAGGAGACGUUUGUAACAUCGGAGGAAUUUGGCAUUGACUUGGAGCAUGUAGAAGUUCUCCAGCGCAAGUUUGAUGAGUUCCAGAAAGACAUGGCUGCCCAGGAAUACAGGGUCACUGAGGUUAACACCUUGGCAGAAAAACUGAUUACUGAAGGCCACCCCGAAGUGGAUGUCAUCAACAAAAGGAAGAAGGACCUGAACGAGGCCUGGCAACGACUGCGUCAGUUUGCUCUCACCCGACAGGAGAAAUUGUUUGGUGCCCAUGAAAUUCAGAGAUUUAACAGGGAUGCAGAUGAAACCAUUGCUUGGGUAGCUGAAAAGGAUGUAGUUUUGUCCUCUGAUGACUAUGGCCGUGACCUAGCAUCUGUCCAGACCCUCCAGCGCAAGCAUGAAGGUUUAGAACGUGACCUUGCUGCUCUGGAGGACAAGGUGUCCACCUUAGGGGAAGAGGCCACUCGUCUCUGUGGCAUCCAUACUGACCACGCUGAGCAGAUCAAGGCUAAACUAGCAGAGAUUGAGCAUUCUUGGUCUACUUUGACUGCUAAGGCCCAGGAACGACGCAGGCGUCUGGAUGAUUCCUACUAUCUGCAUAGGUUCCUGUCUGACUUCCGUGAUCUCAUCUCAUGGAUCAAUGACAUGAGGGCAAUCAUCUCUGCAGAUGAGCUGGCCAAGGAUGUUGCUGGAGCUGAAGCUCUUCUUGAACGCCACCAAGAGCACAAGGGUGAAAUUGAUGCCCGUGAAGACAGCUUCAAGAGCACUCAUGCAGCAGGUGAGAUGCUGGUGGAAAAGGACCAUCAUGCUGCUACUGAAGUCAAAGAGAAGCUGGGCACCUUAACACAAGAAAAGGCUGCUCUCCUUGCCUUGUGGGAGGAGCGACGCAUCCUGUAUGAGCAGUGCAUGGACCUGCAACUCUUCUACAGGGACACUGAACAGGCUGACACCUGGAUGGCCAAGCAAGAAGCUUUCCUGGAGAAUGAGGACUUGGGAGAUUCCAUUGAUUCUGUUGAAGCUCUGAUCAAGAAGCAUGAGGACUUUGAGAAGUCUCUUGCUGCUCAGGAGGAGAAGAUUAAGGCUUUGGAUGAAUUUGCAACCAAGCUGAUUGAAGGUCAGCAUUAUGCAGCUGAUGAUGUUGCGCAGAGGCGUGAACUGCUGCUUGAGCGGCGCACUGCUUUGCUAGAGAUGUCUGCGCGUCGCCGAGCCAUGCUAGAAGAUUCUUACCGGCUGCAGCAGUUUGAGAGAGACUGUGAUGAGACCAAGGGAUGGAUCAAUGAGAAGCUUAAAUUUGCUACAGAUGACAGCUAUUUGGAUCCGACCAACUUGAAUGGAAAAGUGCAGAAACACCAAAACUUUGACCAGGAACUGAGUGCCAACAAGUCUCGUAUUGAGGAAAUCAUAUCAACUGGCAAAGAACUCCUGGAAAGCAAGCACUAUGCCAGUGAAAGGAUUGGCAGUCGUAUGGAGGAAAUAGUUCAGCUCUGGACUUCACUUGAGGAAGCUACACGCAGCAAGGGCUCGAAGCUUGAGGAGGCUUCUCAACAGCAGCAAUUCAACCGAGGAGUGGAGGAUAUUGAGCUCUGGCUUUCAGAGAUUGAGGGCCAGCUUAUGAGUGAAGAUUAUGGAAAAGACCUGACUGGAGUUCAAAAUCUACUCAAGAAGCAUGCCCUUCUGGAAGCAGAUGUCAGCUCCCACCAAGACAGGAUUGAUGGGGUGCGCAUUGCUGCAGAUCAGUUUGUUGACCGUGGACAUUUUGAUGCUGAGAACAUCAAGGCUAAGCAGCUGGCUCUGCAAGAGCGCUACAAUGCUCUUCAGAAACCAAUGGGUCUCCGCAAGGAACGACUCAAGGACUCUCUUCUUGUACAGCAACUCUUCAGGGACAUUGAUGAUGAAGAGGCCUGGAUCAGGGAAAAAGAACCCAUUGCAGCUUCCACCAAUCGAGGUCGGGAUCUGAUUGGAGUCCAAAAUCUUAUCAAGAAGCACCAAGCUGUAUUGGCAGAAAUUAACAACCAUGAACACCGCAUCACUGCUGUUACUACAUCUGGGGAAGAGAUGAUUGGAGAUGGACAUUUUGCAGGUGAAGAGAUCAAGCAGAGGGUGAAUACUCUAAGCCAGCACUGGGCACAGUUGAAGGAGCGUGCCAACCAACGUCGUCAGGAUCUUGAGGAUUCUCUUCAGGCACACCAGUACUUUGCUGAUGCUAAUGAAGCUGAAUCUUGGAUGAAGGAGAAAGAACCCAUUGCUGCAGGUGGGGACUUUGGCAAAGAUGAAGACUCAGCUGAGGCUCUACUAAAGAAGCAUGAGGCUCUCAUGAGUGAUCUGGAGGCUUUCAGCUCAACAAUCACUGCCCUUGAUGAACAGGCUGCAGCAUGCCGCCAGCAGGAGGUCCCAGUUAUGGACAUCACUGGAAAGGAAUGUGUUGUGGCUCUCUAUGACUACACUGAGAAAUCUCCAAGGGAAGUUUCCAUGAAGAAGAAUGAUGUGCUCACUCUUCUCAAUGCAACCAACAAGGAUUGGUGGAAGGUGGAAGUUAAUGACCGCCAAGGCUUUGUGCCAGCUGCAUAUGUCAAGAAGAUUGACUCAGGCCUAACAGCCUCCCAGCAAAACCUGGCUGACAGCAAUUCUAUUGCUGCUCGCCAAAACCAGAUCAAGGCACAAUAUGAGAAUCUGAUGGCCAUGGCUCGUGAACGCCAAAAGAAGCUAAGUGAGACUGUGCAGGCCUAUGUGUUGGUGCGUGAAGCUGCGGAGUUGGCUCAGUGGAUCAAGGACAAGGAGCAGCAUGCCCAGAUCGAGGAUGUUGGCGAAGACCUUGAGCAGGUUGAAGUACUGCAGAAGAAGUUUGAUGACUUCAAAACUGACUUGCAAGCCAAUGAGGUUCGCCUUGCUGAGAUGAAUGAGAUUGCAAUGCAGCUGAUGAGUCUUGGCCAGACAGAAGCUGCUCUUAAGAUCCAGACUCAGAUUGAGGAGCUCAACACUAAAUGGAAUUCACUUCAGCAAAUGGCACAGGAGCGUCAGUUCCAACUUGGAUCAGCUCAUGAAGUGCAGCGAUUCCAUCGUGAUGUGGAUGAAACCAAGGAUUGGAUCCAGGAGAAGGAUGAAGCUUUGAACAAUGAUGACUGUGGCAAAGACUUGCGCUCUGUACAAGCUCUGCAGCGUAAACAUGAAGGUCUGGAGCGUGAUCUUGCUGCCCUUGGCGACAAAAUCCGCCAGUUGGAUGAGACUGCCAACCGACUCAUGCAGACCCAUCCUGAUGCUGCUGACACCAUCUAUGGAAAGCAGAGGGAGAUCAACGAGCUAUGGACUCAGUUAACUGCAAAGGCCAAUGCCCGCAAGGAGAAGCUCUUGGACUCUUAUGACCUGCAACGCUUCCUCAGUGACUACCGUGAUCUGAGCUCUUGGAUUGCUUCCAUGAUGGGUCUUGUUAGCUCUGAUGAGCUGGCUACAGACGUGACUGGUGCUGAAGCCCUUCUGGAGAGACAUCAGGAACACCGCACGGAAAUUGAUGCCAGAGCUGGGACCUUCCAGGCUUUCGAGCUCUUUGGUCAUCAGCUCCUGCAGUCGGGCCACUUUGCCUCUGCUGAAGUUCAGGAGAAGCUGGACGCCAUGAACGAAGCUCGGCAGGAACUGGAAAGGGCUUGGAUUGCACGGCGCAUGAAGUUGGACCAAUGCUUGGAAUUGCAGCUGUUCUACCGUGACUGUGAACAGGCAGAAAACUGGAUGUCAUCUAGGGAAGCCUUCCUAUCCUCUGAUGAAGCUGAUGCCAAGUCAGACAAUGUUGAAGCUCUUAUCAAGAAGCACGAGGACUUUGAUAAGGCUAUCAAUGCACAGGAAGAGAAGAUUGCUGCACUCAACAUCUUUGCUGAUCAGUUGGUUGCUGCUGAACAUUAUGCCAGCAAGGAUAUUGGUGACAAGAGAAGCCAGGUGUUGGAACGCUGGCAGCAUCUCAAGGAAGCCUUGAUUGAGAAACGCUCUAAGCUUGGCGAGUCACAGACUCUCCAACAGUUCUCUCGUGAUGCUGAUGAAAUUGAAAACUGGAUUGCUGAAAAGCUCCAGGUUGCUACGGAGGAGAGCUUCAAGGAUCCUGCAAACAUCCAAUCAAAGCACCAGAAACAUCAGGCAUUUGAAGCUGAAUUGGCUGCCAAUGCUGACAGGAUCCAAGCUGUUCUUGCUAUGGGUCAGAACCUCAUUGACAAACACCAGUGUGCAGGAUCAGAAGAGGCUGUGCAGCAAAGGCUGGAAUCCAUCUCUGAGCAGUGGGACUUCUUGACUCAGAAGUCAGCUGAAAAGUCCCUGAAGCUCAAGGAAGCCAACAAGCAGCGCACAUUCAUUGCUGCUGUCAAGGACUUGGACUUCUGGCUUGGUGAGGUGGAAUCUCUCCUUACCAAUGAGGAUGUUGGCAAAGACCUUGCUAGUGUCCAGAAUCUGAUGAAGAAACAUCAGCUGGUUGAGGCUGACAUCCAGGCUCAUGAAGAUCGCAUUAAUGACAUGAAUGGACAGGCUGAUUCCCUUGUGGAAAGUGGUCAGUUUGACACUGCCAACAUUCAGGAGAAGCGCCAGAGCAUCAAUGAACGAUAUGAGCGCAUCAAGAACCUGGCUGCUCAUCGUCAGUCACGCCUGAAUGAGGCCCUCACCCUCCACCAAUUCUUCCGUGACAUUGCAGAUGAAGAAUCCUGGAUUAAGGAAAAGAAACUGCUUGUGGCAUCAGAGGACUAUGGUCGUGACCUCACUGGUGUCCAGAACCUGCGCAAGAAACACAAGCGUCUCGAGGCUGAGCUAGCAUCUCACGAACCUGCCAUCCAAUCAGUGCAGGAGGCUGGUGAGAAACUGAUGGGUGUCUCAAAUGUUGGUGUUGCUGAAAUUGAAUCCCGCCUGCAGCAGCUGUCUGAGACUUGGUCCCAGCUGAAGGCAAUGGCUGACCAAAGAGGCCAGAAAUUGGACCAGUCUCUCAUUUACCAGCAGUUCUUGGCUAAGGUGGAAGAGGAAGAGGCCUGGAUAAGUGAGAAGACCCAGCUACUCUCUGUCCCUGAUUAUGGUGAUAACAUGGCUGCUGCACAGGGACUCCUGAAGAAGCAUGAUGCUUUUGAAACUGAUUUUGCUGUGCAUCGUGACCGUUGCAAUGAUGUGUGUGAGGCUGGCUCAAAGCUGGUAGGAGAAGGCAAUCACCAUGCUGAAUCUAUCAAGCAGAGGUGCCAGCAGUUGAAGGACAAACUGGAGGCCCUCAGUGGCAUUGCUGCACGCAGGAAGAGCAAGUUGGCGGAUAGCCUGGCUUAUUUGCAGUUCAUCUGGAAGGCUGAUGUUGUCGAGUCUUGGAUUGCUGACAAGGAGAGCCAUGUUAAGUCUGAGGAGUUUGGACGAGAUCUUUCUACUGUCCAGACUCUCCUGACAAAACAGGAGACAUUUGAUGCUGGUUUGGCAGCCUUUGAAAAUGAGGGCAUCCAGAAUAUCACUGCCCUCAAGGAUCAGCUGGUGUCUGGUAACCAUGAGCAGUCUGAAUCCAUCAUCAAACGCCAUGGCGAUGUGAUUGCACGCUGGAAGAAGCUUCUUGAUGACUCUCUCGACCGCAAGAAGAAACUGCAAGUCAUGCAGGAGCGGUUCCGACAAAUCGAGGAGCUGUACCUGUUCUUUGCCAAGAAGGCAUCUGCUUUCAACUCUUGGUUUGAGAAUGCUGAGGAAGAUCUCACUGAUCCUGUGCGUUGCAACAGCAUUGAGGAGAUUCGGGCACUGCGUGAAGCACAUGCCCAGUUCCAGGCUUCUCUGUCUUCAGCCCAGGCAGACUUUGAGGCCCUGGCUGCUCUAGACCAGCAGAUUAAGAGCUACAAUGUGGGACCAAAUCCUUACACUUGGUUCACCAUGGAAGCCCUGGAAGACACCUGGCGUAACCUGCAGAAGAUCAUUAAGGAACGAGACAUGGAACUUGCCAAGGAAGCACAAAGACAGGAAGAGAACGACAAACUACGAAAGGAGUUUGCCAAGCAUGCCAAUGCUUUCCACCAGCUGUUGACAGAUACCAGGUUUAGUCUGCUGGGCUUCUCCCUUAUCGGCUAUGAUGAGAGGUCAUCGAUGAUGGAGGGCUCAGGCACACUGGAGCAGCAGCUUGAAGCCACACGGCAGAAAGCAGCUGAGGUACGAGCUAGGCGUGCAGACCUGAAGAAGAUUGAGGACCUGGGACAGAUUCUGGAAGAGCAUCUUAUUCUCGACAACCGAUACACAGAACACAGCACGGUGGGCUUGGCGCAGCAGUGGGAUCAGUUGGACCAGCUUGGAAUGCGAAUGCAGCACAACUUGGAACAACAGAUCCAAGCUCGAAACCAGUCGGGUGUGUCAGAAGAUGCCCUCAAGGAGUUCAGCAUGAUGUUCAAGCACUUCGACAAGGAGAAGACUGGUCGCCUGAACCACGCCGAGUUCAAAUCCUGUCUACGUGCUUUAGGUUACGAUCUACCCAUGGUUGAAGAAGGGCAGAGUGAUCCUGAGUUUGAGGCCAUCCUGGAUGUCGUGGAUCCAAACAGGGAUGGCUUUGUUUCUCUACAGGAGUACAUGGCCUUCAUGAUCUCCAAAGAAACAGAGAAUGUCCACAGCUCCGAGGAGAUUGAAAACGCCUUCCGUGCCAUUGCGGCAGGAGACCGCCCCUAUGUGUUACGGGAAGAACUAUACCAGAACCUCACCAAAGAAAUGGCGGACUAUUGCGUCGGUCGCAUGAAACCAUAUGUCGACCCCAAAAGCAAUCUGGCGGUUCCUGGAGCCCUGGACUACAUCGAGUUCACACGCACUCUGUUCUCGCAGUAGCUUGCAACACUUUGAGAGCUUUAUCCUGAUUUUUCUAGAUUAUUCAAGAGAUACUAUUUUAAAGACCAUAGUCAGUCAUAAAUAAUAUAUGUGUGCACAUUAUAAUGCAUUUAGAUUCCAGUACUUUUGGCAGUUAGCUUAACAGUGAUCAAAAUUGUAAUUUGGCUUCUCACUGCAAAAGCUUUGGUAAGCUAUGGCAGCUAAGCUAUCAUCUAUAGGUGAGGUUGUGAAUGAGCUACUCAUAGCCAAAAUUUGACACUUUCGACUCCAUUUAUUUUCUUCACUUUCACCUAUGCAACUAUCAAAACAAGAAGCUGGUCCCAUCAUUAACAGGCUCGCGGUAGUUAUGACGAGGUCUGCAUAACAGCUGUGUAGAGUCAUGGUGUCUGUAAACUGCUGCCCUUGCCAUGCUCAGUGUCCCCACAGUUUACUCUUGGCUUACAGUAGUGCACAGUUAUAUUCCUAAAGUGUGUAGGAAAAAGUUGCACCUACAGUUUGGCUUUUUUUCGUUUUGCUCCGUAACCUUAAGAAUAUAGGGAAGUGUUGCCCUUUUUGAAAGUCUAGUAGAGAGUUUUACCACCAGGAGCUUCUGAUAGAGACGGCUAUUUAAAAUCGGAAGCACCUCUCCCUACUAGGAUGGAGGGCACACCUUUUACAGUGGCUUGGUGAUCACUAAAAGACACUGGGGUUUUAACACCUGGAAUUGCCAGACUGACGGCUAUUUACUGUGCUAGUUCCUCCCCUGUGUCUUUUAGUUAGACCACCUGGAUUGUUAAAAAAAAUUAAAUUCAUUACCAAAAUUUUAAAGUUGUGCAUAUAUAAGAACAGAGAGCUGAGCAGUAGCAAGUGGGCAUUAGUGGUGUUGGUGCUUUUAAAACUUACUGGGGCUUCUUUGAUUUCCAUAGUAUUAUAAUGAGUGGGGCCAGAUUUUCUUCCCAAAAGUCUUACAUUUUCCUCUUUAAUGUAAUAAAAGCUUGUGCAGUUA
Messenger RNA from Penaeus chinensis, 8572 nucleotides. RefSeq names its product spectrin alpha chain-like (gene alpha-Spec). The transcript is spliced from 20 exons. The coding region runs from base 298 to 7587 and encodes 2429 amino acids. Gene Ontology annotation, molecular function: calcium ion binding; actin filament binding. The record is from RefSeq and is a predicted model, not a curated record. Gene Ontology annotation, biological process: actin cytoskeleton organization. NCBI's taxonomy places the organism in Eukaryota, Metazoa, Arthropoda, Malacostraca, Decapoda, Penaeidae. Gene Ontology annotation, cellular component: cell projection; plasma membrane; cell junction.